Messenger RNA from Zootoca vivipara (common lizard), 4377 nucleotides. RefSeq names its product regulator of G protein signaling 9 (gene RGS9). The record is from RefSeq and is a predicted model, not a curated record. Gene Ontology annotation, biological process: intracellular signal transduction; G protein-coupled receptor signaling pathway; positive regulation of GTPase activity. Gene Ontology annotation, molecular function: GTPase activator activity. Gene Ontology annotation, cellular component: neuron projection; plasma membrane; cytoplasm. Lineage: Eukaryota; Metazoa; Chordata; Lepidosauria; Squamata; Lacertidae.
GUAAUGCAGUUUGCCUGAAAUCAGCCACAAGAGGACCGGCUCCCCUGCAAUUGGUUAGGCCUGGGUUUUUUUCCUCCUUCCUCUUCUUUUUGUAGCUUUCGGCUUGGCUAAGUAGACCACGAUGACCAUCAGACGCAUAGAUCAAGGGCAGCGUUACAGGCCAAGAAUGGCAUUCUUGAAAAAGCUGGAGGUUCUGUUGGUGGAGAUGCAGGAGCCAAGUUCUGGCAUCAAAAUGCACGCUCAGAAGGUCACGGUCGUCGACAUCCCGCAUGCAAUGACUGGUUCCGAUAUGCUGCAGUGGCUUAUGCAGCGCCUUCAGAUUACCGACGAAGAGGCACUCAGUUUGGGAAGUAUGAUUAUCAGGUACGGCUACAUCUAUCCUCUUCAGGAUCCGAAGAAUCUGAUUCUCAGACCAGACAGCAGCCUCUACAGGUUUCAGACACCGUAUUUUUGGCCGACCCAGCAGUGGGCAGCAGAUGAUACCGACUAUGCCAUCUACCUAGCCAAGAAAAAUAUCAAAAGGAAAGGAGUUUUAGAAGAAUAUGAAAAGGAAAAUUAUAACACGCUGCACAAAAAAAUCAACCACAAAUGGGACUUCGUUGUUAUGCAGGCCCAGGAACAGUAUAGGACAGGAAAAGAACGAAAGAAGGAAGAUCGAUAUGCUCUGGACUGUCAGGAGAAAGCCUAUUGGCUAGUGCACCGAACAGCUCCAGGGAUGCAGGACACACUUGACUAUGGCUUAGAUCGAGUAACUGAUCCCUGUGAAAAUACGAAAAAAACCAUGGAUGUUUACAGGAGAGAGAUCAUGUACUACCAGCAGGCCAUAAUGAAAACCACAGUAAAGUCCUCUGUCUCCCUGGGAGGAAUUGUGAAGUACUGCGAACAGUUCCGCUCCAAUGACUGCAUAAUCUCAGGAUGCCUCCCCAGCAACCCAUGGAUCUCAGACGAGGUUGACUUUUGGGAGUACAAUGCAAAGCUGGUGGAAAUCCCCACCAAAUCACGAGUGGAGAGAUGGGCCUUCAAUUUUAGCGAGCUGAUGAGGGAUCCCAAAGGCCGCCAGAACUUCCAGCUGUUCCUGAAGAAAGAGUUCAGCGGGGAGAAUCUGGGAUUUUGGGAAGCUUGUGAAGAUCUGAAGUAUGGAGACCAAUCCAAGGUGAAAGAAAAAGCAGAAGAAAUUUACAAGACCUUCUUGGCACCUGGAGCAAGGCGCUGGAUCAAUAUUGAUGGCACCACCAUGGGCAUCACAGUCAGAGGCCUCAAGCACCCUCAUCGCUAUGUCUUAGAUGCUGCACAGACUCAUAUUUAUAUGCUGAUGAAGAAGGAUUCGUUUGGUCGCUAUUUAAAGUCUCCAAUAUACAAGGAAAUACUGUCCAAGGCAAUUGUGCCGCAAGAAGCCGCCGUGAAGAAAAGCUCUAAUAAUCCAUUUGCUCGCCGGCAACUCCGCUCCAGCCCCAGCCCAGUCAUCUUGAGGCAACUGGAGGAAGAAGCCAAGGCGAAAGAAGCAGCGGCCAACGUGGACAUCACCCAGUUGUGCCAAUUCACUGCUCCUGUUCCCCAUCUGGCCAUUUACAGUGGUACCUCUGACUCUCCGUCCACGUCCAAUGCUUUUUCUUCCUCCCGCCGUGCGCCUAGCAAUCGUCCUCUCCAGUGCCCUGGAUGCAUUACUCUACCAAACAGCACUAGUGCCUCCUCUGUUAAGGUAGCCCCAGACAGCAACUCUGUCACGGGCAGGAACUGGGAUGGGCCCAGCUCUAACUCCGCCCCUUCCUUCAUGGAAAGCACUGAGAUCACCAUGGAUUCUGAGCUGGAGCCCUGCCGCAGCUCCCAGUACCCUAUGAGCUCUAAGACCAAGCUGCUGCCCAAGCCCCAGAUGUCCUCAUCCCUCGGCAGGUUCCUCAAACUGGGAUGCUUGAACUCUCCACUGUUUGCAACGUUCUCACCCAAGUGCCCUGGAGUGAUUCAUGGGAAAGUGCAACCACUCGAUGGUCUGAACCCACAACUGCAACAGAGGUCCAAAAAGGUGUCCAACUUCUUCCAGAUAAAAAUGGAAAUACCCCUGGAGAGCAAGGUCCACCCAAUAGAUUCGGAGGAGGAGGAAGAGGGCAGCCACUGGGCUUGCAAGGAUUCUGCAAAUGAAGUUAUCUGCCCAUGGGAGAAUCUGAUAGAAGAUGGAAAAGCUGGAUAAAAAGAAGCCUUUGACGCUAUUUGGAUAUUUUUAAAUGGCUAAUUUUUUUAUCCUGCUCCUGAAUUGGCAGGUAUAAUUACCUAUAGAUUGAGUGAUUUAAUAAUGCUGUUAAAAGGAGUGCAAUGGAAUAAAGAAUGAGAAUGAGAAUAAUCCACAUGGAUUGCAAAGCAAGAACCCAGAUACAUAUUUAUUUCAAAAUUCAGAAAUUUAAUGUUGGCCUCUUUUUUUUUGGCAGUUCAGUGCCAUCACUUCCUGGUGUAUCUGAAGAAGUGUGCAUGCACACAAAAGCUCAUACCUAUGACAAACUUAGUUGGUCUCUAAGGUGCUACUGGAAGGGUUUUUUUAUUUUGGUUUUGGUUUCUUUUAUGUAACUCUUAACUACAUCAAGUGUAUUUAGGAAACUCUCCUGCUUUGUUAGCCUUUCAGAACUAUUGCAUUUGCAUUUAUUAUGCCUGUGCCCUGCUCUUUCUUUGUGAGGUCAGAUUUACGUAUAUCUCCUACAGAUUUCCUAACCAGGUGCUGAUUAGGUUGACAUCUGCUUGGCUUCAACAAUGCUAUAGCAUCAGGUACUCUUCAGGCCCGAUAUCUAAAUCUGAGUUAGACUCAAAUCUUGGAGCGGAAAAUAUAUGUUUGAUACAACAUCAUUUUCAUUUUUCAGAUAAAUAUGACAUUUUUUCAUUGAACUUUAAUUGCUCUUCACAAAAUCGUUUACAAACAUCUGUGAAGGGAAGAUUGAUAUUUCCUUAUCUACUGCAAUUGAUGUAGCUAAACUGACACAUUUUUUUCUUUUUUGUUGUUUCAUAUCAAAUGUUAUUUGCUAAAUCCACAUGACUCUUGGUGAUGAUGAAGGGUGCCUUCUGAUAAACGGCUUGUAGCUUCUGAGUGAAAUUAGACUCAGGUUCUGGACAAUCCUAUGUCUGGGUAAUUAUAGAGCUGAUGAAAUAUUGGUAGCAGGGUUCUGCCUUUUUAUGUUGCUCCAACCUUGCAACAUAGUCCAUAUUUCAGCAAAGCCAAAGAUUUGACACUACUAAUUGGAAGUCCGUUGCCUGUUAUUACUUUUAAUCACUCAGAGAACAGAGAACUUUCAACUGCAAUAUUAUUCAUCCUCUUUAUCUUGUUGCAUUCUCAACAGUUUUGUAAGGUAAGUCACUAUCGCUCCUAUUUUAUGCAUAAAUAACAGCUGAAGGGAAUGACUUUGUCCGUAGCCCCACAGAAAGACACAGGGCGUCCCUAUCUUUGUCCAGCUGUCCUUAUGCUGAACCAUUUUGGAUCUCAUCCGCACCAAUUUAUCUGCCUGUGAUGCCUGCAAUAACUUCAUGUUUGUGAUAAUCUUACGGUUGACCAGAGGCCUCAUUUCAUGCUAACACAGUUAAAUCCUAAGACAGGCACCCCCAAACUGCGGCCCUCCAGAUGUUUUGGCCUACAACUCCCAUGAUCCCUAGCUAACAGGACCAGUGGUCGGGGAAUAUGGGAAUUGUAGUCCAAAACAUCUGGAGGGCCGAAGUUUGGGGAUGCCUGGCCUAAGAACACUUCUGUAUACCAGCCAUGCAUUCAGACUUGUACCUGCAUCAAUGUAAAACCGCAAUAUCAGAUCAGUUCUUUACUAGGUCCAUUUUCAAUCUGUACUCUCCACUUCCAUAUCCCCAUAAUCUUCUCUACAAUUGGGACCAGUCAUGAGAUCAGAAACACUAAAUGCAAAACACCUCUACUAACCAGUUGGGGAUCAGACUGUCAAAUCUAGUUUGAUUUGGUUCAGACAAGUUUAAAACCCAUUCCCUCUACCCAAGCAACAGUAGGAUUUAGUUCUGUAUGGAACAAAUAGUUUUCUAACUGAGAGUUAUCAGCACCUUGCCGAAAUAGUCACAGAAUAUUUGGGAUGUAAAACCAGUAUAAACUGUAGUGCAGAUACUUCUAUAUUCUUCUGAAAUAUGAGCCCCUUAUUUGUUACCAACUUUCUCACUGAGGUUAUUUUUUGCUUCUGUUUCCCUGUGUUUGGUUCAGCUGAAAUUUGUCGAUUGACUGCAUCACCAUCAAGUGUUCCUCUGUGAUAUAAUUUUAGCCUUUUAUAAACCAACACUGCUCAGCUUUUUCAGCUGUCUGCCCUCAUUACACACUAUAACUGCUUUUCUAUAUGGGUGAUUUCCUGAUAAUUGAGUAUAUUUCCUUUAUCUGUAUCAAGUGUUUUUGCUUCU